Molecule: messenger RNA, 807 nt
Organism: Trypanosoma grayi
Lineage: Eukaryota; Euglenozoa; Kinetoplastea; Trypanosomatida; Trypanosomatidae
Product: N5-glutamine methyltransferase MTQ2
Exons: 1
Coding region: 1-807 (268 amino acids)
Biological process (GO): methylation
Cellular component (GO): eRF1 methyltransferase complex
Molecular function (GO): protein methyltransferase activity; nucleic acid binding; S-adenosylmethionine-dependent methyltransferase activity
Source: RefSeq, a predicted model, not a curated record
AUGACAGUAACACCAGAUUACUUCCACUGCAUCACUGAUGCCAGAUUCCGAAGCAGCGUGUAUGAGCCGGAGGCGGACACAUUCCUGUUUCUCGAGGCCCUCGACAAGGACGCAGGUUUGCUCCGUGCAAUGAAGCCGCGCCGCUGUGUGGAGAUUGGGUGUGGGUCAGGCACUGUCAUCUCUCACCUACAGCUUGUACUCUGUGGUGCUGCUGCUGCUGCUGGUGGUGAGGAUGCAGGCGCGCUGGCGGCGGGUUCACAAACAUGCAGUGAACCAUGGCCGGAGUAUCACGCCGUCGACCUGAACCCAGUGGCGCUAGAAGCAACCGGUAUGACGUGGCGCAAGACACUAGAUAGUUUAGGGGCUGAUGCUGGUCCUUCUUUGCACCUCCACCACGGGGACUUGUUCAGUCCUUUUCAACAGCAGGAAGAGAAAGUCAAUUUAGCGGGAGGACCCUAUGAAUUUGAUAUUAUUCUCUUCAACCCACCGUACGUUCCGACGACCAUGGAAGAGUUGAUGCGGGCUGAGUCAGAGGAGAAUUUUAUUACUGCGGCGUGGUGCGGAGGCCCUCGUGGGCGUGUGGUUGUGGAUCGUUUUGUCUCACACCUGCCUCAGUAUCUUUCCGCGCAUGGUGUAUGCUAUAUAAUAGCUAUAAGUGUGAAUGACAUACCGGAGUUGAUGGAGACUAUCCGUGGCGUGUUUAUUGCCAAGGCACCGCCCGGGGAAACUGUUCCUAUUGCGGUUGAGGUAGUUACCGAGCGGUACACCGGAGAGUACUUGAAGGUAAUUCGUGUUAUGCGCAAGUAA